UAAUAAUGAUAAUAAAGAUGAUGACAAGGAAAAAAUUGAAUCAAAAAAUGGUGAUGAAACAAUCGAACCGAGUCCAAAAAUUGAUUCUUUUGCUCAUGAUAAUGAUGACGACGAUGAGAAUGUUAAUAAUAGCUACAGCAAAAAUGAUAUUGAUGAUAAAAUAAAUCAACAAUCAUCAACAAUAGUUGAUACAGUUAGCGAGCGAAAAUCAAAUGAAAAUAAUGAUGAUAACAAUAACGAGGAUGAGAUUGACAAUUUUACUACAAAUAACAAUGAUCAAAAUAUUGAAUCAAAUGAUAAGAUAAAUGUCUCAAGUAGUGAAAAUAGUGAUAAUGAUUUGGAUAAAGUCAUUGCCGAUGAUGAUGGUGAUGGUGAUGUGUGCAAUCUUUCUGAUAACCAUAAUGAUGAUUCUGCUACAAAUCACCAAUCCAAAGACGACAAAAAUGAUGAUAAACCAACGAUGAUGAUGACGACGACAACAACAACUGUGAACACAUCAUCGAAUUCGAUAGAAACAAUGACUGCUGUUGAAGAGCCUCCAAAAUCAAUUAGUGUUCAGAAAAAAGAUACAAAUUCUUUAGGUCCAUCGCAGCAACGACAAACAUUUGCUCAAGUCGUAUCAUCAUCAGCAGCAGCAACAAAAAAUUGUGAUUCAACAACAAUGGUAGCCAAUAAAAAUGAUCAACAAAGUGAUUUGGAAAAAAAUUGUGAAUCAAAAAUAAUUGAUGAAAGUGCAAACGUCAAGAAUAAUGUUGAUACAAAUUCAAAUUCAGCAAAAAUUGAUGAUGAAAAUGCUGAUCCACAACAGCAAUCGAUUAAAGAUGAAAAUGAUGACACCGAUAUUUACCAAAAUUAUCCGGAUCUUACUUUAACACCGAACAGUGAUCAACAACAACAGCAACAAGUUACUGAUCCUAAUAGUAGUAGUAAUAGCUAUGACGAUCAAAGUCAGGAAUCAAACGAUAGUGGUAAAGGAAGCUGUUUGCUUGAAACAAUACCAACAUCUACGGCACCUAUUAAAAUAACAGAAGCUAUGGCUGCCGCAGAAAAUUCUUGGUAUCCAUCGACAGCCAUCAAUAAUAAUAAUAUUGCAAAUAAUUCUCCAAUGCCAUCGAUAUUUGAUACAAUACCAAUGGAUAAUCAACAUUGUAUACAAUAUAAUUUUCGUAUACCAUCAAAUCUUUGUGGAUUCCUAAUCGGUCGUAAAGGACGGGUUAUAAAUCCGAUUAAAAUGUCAACAAAUACCCAAAUUGUUAUCGAGCCUUAUAAUGAAACGACAAAUCUUUGUACCAUUUAUGGCCUUAGACAUAAUGUUUUUCAAGCAUUAAAUUUGAUUAGAAAUCGUCUUCCCGAAGAUACUUAUCCGAAUGUUGAUUUUAAUCAUUUUCCAAUCACACCCACAGUUGCAUUAUCAGCUGCUUGCCAGCUAUCACUGCCUGUUGGCGUAAUGACUGAAGUAAUAUUAUCAUGUACAAUUAAUGCUAGCCAUUUUUUUCUACAACAACCAACACAUCCAUCAUAUCCGAUGUUGAGUAUUAUGGAUCAAGAGAUGAAAGAAAAUUAUUCAAAUGUUGAUACACCACCCAUUCCACAAGUGAAAGAAGGUCUUGUCUGUGCUGCACCUACAGCCGAAGGAUGGUAUCGUGCAUCAGUUAAAUUUGUUCAUGAAUCACGACAAGAAUGUGAUUUAACUUUUGUUGAUUAUGGUGGUGAAGCCUUGAAUGUACCAGUUGAUACAUUGCGUGCUAUACAUUAUCAUUUUUUGCGUUUACCAUUUCAAGCUUCGGAAUGUCAUUUAGCACAUGUGAUGCCAAUAGAUGCUGAAAUAGGUUGGACAGCACAAGCAAAUGCAUUUUUUGAAGAAUUGGCUCAAGGACAGGUGAUUCAUGCAUUUAUCGAAAAUUUCGAUGAAAAUGGUAUACCAUGCAUUAAUCUUUUUAAAAAUGGCGAAAAUAAAACGUGGAUUAAUAUUGCCGAUGAAUUGGUCAAUCAUGGCCAUGCUCAAUAUAUUGUCAAUACACCAUUGACAACAACAACGGCAACGGUGACAACAAAUGAUAUAUCAUCAUCAUCACUAUCAACAACAUCAAUGGAAUCACAACCAUAUUGGUCAUCUGGUCGUUAAAAUUCUGGUCUCAAACGCACCGCAUAUAUUUGUUAUUUAAAAUAAUUGCUCAACAAUUUAUUUUCUCAUCGAAGCCCCUUAUGAUUUGUUUAUUUUUUAUUCUCAAGAACAAA
Molecule: messenger RNA, 2238 nt
Organism: Dermatophagoides pteronyssinus (European house dust mite)
Lineage: Eukaryota; Metazoa; Arthropoda; Arachnida; Sarcoptiformes; Pyroglyphidae
Gene: spoon
Product: A-kinase anchor protein spoonbill
Molecular function (GO): RNA binding
Source: RefSeq, a predicted model, not a curated record